AUGGACAAAGAGUGGACUAAAUUACCGUGGUUUAGUCAAGAGUACAUCAACGGUGUUACUCGAUUUUUAGACUUUGCCUUCACUAAAGGAAGUCCUCAAGGAGGUGAACUUCUAUGCCCUUGUGCUAAGUGUAAAAAUAUAUAUUGGAAAACCAGGGAUAUUAUUAGGGAUCACCUAAUAGCCAAAGGUUUUCUAGACGGUUAUGACGUUUGGGUGCACCAUGGGGAGAAACUACAAAGGUCUAUGGAAAUUGGUGAUGGGAUGGAAGAUCAAGAUGGAUCACAUGAUGACAUUCCUGGCUUAUUGCAUGACAUAUAUGGAGAUAGGGCAGAAGCACACGGAGUUGGUGAAGGUCCCAAUGACGAGGCUAGAACGUUUUACAGUUUGAUUAAAGAGGCGGAACAAGAACUGUACCCUGGAUGCAAAGACUUCUCUUCGUUAUCAUUCACGAUUCGACUCUACUUGUUGAAAUGUCUCCACGGCUGGAGCAAUACGUCAUUCACUGCCCUAUUAGAAUUAUUGAAAGAAGCAAUGCCUGAUUUGAACAUUCCGGAAUCAUUUUACAAGACAAAAGCCAUGAUAAGUGGUUUAGGCCUUGAUUAUAAGAAGAUAGAUGCGUGCCCAAAUGAUUGCAUGCUAUUUUGGAAGGAGCAUGAAAAGGACAAUUCUUGCACUAUUUGUGAAGCUUCACGGUGGAAACAAAAUGCUGCAACUGAAGGAUGUGAGUCUGAGCAACCCAAAAAUGACUGUAGAGUUCCUGCAAAAGUUUUGAGGCACUUUCCGUUGAUUCCUAGACUACAAAGGUUGUUCAUGUGUUCAAAGACAGCUGAGUCAAUGAGAUGGAUGGCAUGA
Molecule: messenger RNA, 852 nt
Organism: Vicia villosa (hairy vetch)
Lineage: Eukaryota; Viridiplantae; Streptophyta; Magnoliopsida; Fabales; Fabaceae
Exons: 1
Coding region: 1-852 (283 amino acids)
Source: RefSeq, a predicted model, not a curated record